AAAAUGAAAACUUGGAGGGGAUAUGGUUAGCACCUUCUCUAAUCCGAAGCUAGAGGCUCUCAUACUCGCGUCCACUGCAAGCAGAAAGAGAUAAGACGAAACAAUGUCUGUGUCAGCGAUCUUUGGCACCGGAAUCGCCACCGUGGCAUCUUCCCCGGCUCUCCGCCAGUUUCAAGUUCCGAAGCUGGGAAACGGAGGAGUGGGAGGAGGAUUGGGGAUGGUGAUAGAGUGUUCGUCGAGGCCGCAGAAGAAAUCGACGGCUCAUCACAGGAAGACGAGGCCGAAGAAGACGCAGCCUUGGGACAUUAAGAGGAAGCCCACCGUUUACGCUCCUCUUCCUCCUCUCCCGCCGGAUUGGUCUCCUCUCGCUCUUUCUUCCGACGACGGUGGUGCCACCGCCGGAGAUUUGGUUUCAGGCGGUGCUGCCGCCUAGUUAUGAGUUGUCUACUGUUCGGGUGUUGGAACCUAGUUGAGAAGUUAUGUUGGUGUCAGUUUCUGUUAAUGUGUUUCAGUUUCAUGCUCUGUUUCUUCUUAUGGACUUUGUGUCUGUAUCUACUUUGAUACUUUGAAGCUUCAAGCUUUUUCCUCUGUU
Messenger RNA from Brassica napus (rape), 592 nucleotides. Its product is annotated as 50S ribosomal protein 6, chloroplastic. Bases 104 to 433 code for a protein of 109 amino acids. The record is from RefSeq and is a predicted model, not a curated record. The transcript has a single exon. Gene Ontology annotation, cellular component: ribosome; chloroplast. Gene Ontology annotation, molecular function: structural constituent of ribosome; rRNA binding. Lineage: Eukaryota; Viridiplantae; Streptophyta; Magnoliopsida; Brassicales; Brassicaceae. Gene Ontology annotation, biological process: translation.